Molecule: messenger RNA, 888 nt
Organism: Porites lobata
Lineage: Eukaryota; Metazoa; Cnidaria; Anthozoa; Scleractinia; Poritidae
Source: the annotation of a GenBank genome assembly
AUGAUUAUUUCUUUUUCCGAGUGCGUCAUCUUGUUUACCGUAUUCAUCACCGAGUGUGUUGUUAUAGUAACGGUGAAUCUCCUUUCCAUCAUUCUUUUCAUAAAGAACAAAAGCCUUCGCACUCGCAGCAUGUACUUGGUCAUGAGCUUAACUGUGGCCGACUUGUUGGUUGGAAGUCUUUCCGGAAGUGUUGAUAGUUUUUAUAGCCAAAACCGUUAUUGUCCCUUUGUAAAAAAAUAUUCUUUAUCUAGGGAAGUUAGAAUUGCAUUUCUUGUUCUUAUCCCUCUCUUUCCUUUUGUCUCCCUGACAAACAUAACUGUGAUUUCUUUAGAGCGAUUUCACGCUACGUUUUGUCCAUUUAGGCAUCGGCUGAUCAAGAGAUGGGUCUUUUUGGUAGCAAUUGCUGUUGUCUGGGUUUUAUCUAUUAUUACAUUAGUCAUUGUGGGGAUAGAAUAUUUUCUGAUGACAAGCCACCACUUGUUGGCAUCAUACUGUUGUUUGUGUUUAAUUGUUACCUUUGUUUCUUACACGUCCAUUCUGUUUAAGUUUCGUUUUGGAGCUCACCCUCAGCGCCAUUGUGCAGCUGCUUUAAGACAAAGAAAACUAACUGUCACAUUAUUUAUAACAACUUUAGUAUCUUUACUGUUGUGCUUACCAUACAGUAUAUUAUAUCUUCUUGCUGACCGGUCAUCUUAUAGAAGUUUUAAUUCCCUUUCUGACCCAGAAAGAAUUCGUUUGUUUUCUUCACUGAAUUUUUUGCGUUAUGCAAACUCCGUUGUAAAUCCUAUUUUAUAUGCAGUCAGGAUGCCAGACUUUAAAAAAGCUCUGCUCUCAUUGUUCAGACGUCCGCAAAGAGAAAAUGUUGCUAUCCCGCUGAGUCGUUACUAA